UCUCACACAGCACAUGCACUGCUGGGGUAGAGACUGUUGGUGGUGCUUGUAGCAUAUAUAUACGUUACAUGUAUUUCUGUGUUGCAUAGUAGAGGCCACACAGAGACAAGAACAAACCAAAACUUUUCUCCACAUCCAUUGUGUGUGUAUAUUGAAAGUGUCGAGAGAAUAUAGCAUAUCAUGGAUUGGAACGGUAAUCUUAGAAUGCCUUUCGUUUCUCGACCUGCAGCAGACGCCUCUAAUUUCAACUUUCUCUACAACUGCGCUACUUUCGACCACUUCCCAGAGAUGAAGCAGCAGAGUGAGACGAUGAUGGAGAAGAGCAUGAAUAAUUUGGGGGUGGAUCCGAAGAAGAAGCGGUUGAGCAACGAGCAGCUGGAGCUGCUGGAAAUCAGUUUCCAAGAGGAGAUAAAGCUGGACCCGGACCGGAAGAUGAAGCUGGCCAAGGAGCUAGGGCUGCAGCCACGUCAGAUCGCCAUCUGGUUCCAGAACCGCAGGGCUCGAUGGAAGGGCAAGCAGCUCGAGCGCUUGUACGACGCGCUUAAGCAGGAGUACGAUGCUGUCUCUAGGGAUAAGCAAAAGCUGCAACAAGAGGUUAUGGCACUAAGGGCAAUUCUCAAGGAUCAAGUGGGAAAAAAUCAAGUAUCAACCGGCUACACAGACAUCUCUGGAGAAGAAACUGUGGAGAGCACAUCGAUUCCAAGCUCGGAUCCGACGGCGACGGCGGCGGAGGAGGCAAUGACGGCGGCGGCUAGCCUCCACCAGAUGGCAGAGUGCAACUACCCAAUGAACAUGGAGGACUACAAUAAUACAGUGAUGAUAGCUCCCUACUGGGCUACAUCUAUGCCUUCUUGUCCUUGAAUAAACUCAAUUAUUGCUAAAUUAGUUGUUGAUUGUAUAUCUUCUUCCUUUUUCAAACUUAAGAUGUUAUGCUAAUGUAGCUAGCUAGGUCGACCUAAAUAUUAGGGUGAGGUUAAUUUAACUCACUACCAGACUUAAUUUGCUAUUUAGGUAGUGGUUGAGAGUCUUGAGACUGUUUCUUAGUUAGAGUGUUUCUUCCUCUGCGGUUUGGUAUUACUUCCCGUAUUUAAUUUCACCGACACGUGUCGUUUUGACCAGUAUUUUUGUAAUGUGUAUCGGAUGAAAUAAAAUACAAGAUGUAAUAUCGAAUAUAUAGGGGACUAAUUU
Salvia miltiorrhiza (redroot sage) is the source of this 1188-nucleotide messenger RNA. Its product is annotated as putative homeobox-leucine zipper protein ATHB-51. Gene Ontology annotation, molecular function: DNA-binding transcription factor activity, RNA polymerase II-specific; sequence-specific DNA binding. The transcript is spliced from 3 exons. Gene Ontology annotation, cellular component: nucleus. The coding region runs from base 181 to 861 and encodes 226 amino acids. NCBI's taxonomy places the organism in Eukaryota, Viridiplantae, Streptophyta, Magnoliopsida, Lamiales, Lamiaceae. Gene Ontology annotation, biological process: positive regulation of DNA-templated transcription. The record is from RefSeq and is a predicted model, not a curated record.